Molecule: messenger RNA, 1546 nt
Organism: Meriones unguiculatus (Mongolian gerbil)
Lineage: Eukaryota; Metazoa; Chordata; Mammalia; Rodentia; Muridae
Product: BOLA class I histocompatibility antigen, alpha chain BL3-7-like
Exons: 6
Coding region: 65-1066 (333 amino acids)
Biological process (GO): antigen processing and presentation of endogenous peptide antigen via MHC class I via ER pathway, TAP-independent; antigen processing and presentation of endogenous peptide antigen via MHC class Ib; immune response
Cellular component (GO): external side of plasma membrane
Molecular function (GO): peptide antigen binding; signaling receptor binding
Source: RefSeq, a predicted model, not a curated record
UUAAAGUUCCCUUUUAUACAGUCACCACAGACCCACAAGGACUGACUCUCUCCAAAUCCAGAGAAUGGAGUCUUCAGCAUUCCUCACUCUCUACCUGCUGCUGGGGACUUCCCUUGUGCUGACCCAGACCUUUAAACGUUCCCACUCCUUGCGGUACUUCGACAUCGCAGUGUCAAGGCCUGGCCUAGAGGAGACCUUCUACAAGACUAUUGGGUUUGUGGACGACACAGAGUUUGUGCACUUCAACAAUGAGGCAGCAAAUCCAAGGUUCGAGCCCCGAGUGCCCUGGAUGGAGCAGGUGGGACAGAAGUACUGGGAUGACCAGACACGUGUUGCUGAAGUCGCAGAACAGCAGAUUCGAGCAUACUUUCCGAAACUGAGAGGCUACUUCAAUCAGAGCCCGAACAGUUCUCACACCAUCCAGAGGAUGACUGGCUGCUACAUUGGACCAGAUGGGCACCUACUUCACGCAUACCGUCAGUUUGGCUAUGAUGGGCAAGAUUAUCUCACCCUGAACGAGGACCUGAGCACCUGGACUGCGGCAGACAAGGCAGCUGAGAUAACCCGGCGAGAGUGGGAGGCAGAAGAUAAGGCUGAACACUGGAGGGUCUACCUGCAGGGCCCUUGCGUUGUGUGGCUCCUUAAGUACCUGGAGAUGGGAAAUGAGACUCUGCUGCGUGCUGAUCCCCCAGAGGCACAUGUGACCCAUCACUCCAGACCUGAAGGAGACGUCACCCUGAGGUGCUGGGCCCUGGGCUUCUACCCUGCUGACAUCAGCCUGACCUGGCAGAGGGAUGGGGAAGACCUGACCCAGGACAUGGAGCUUGUGGAGACCAGGCCUUCAGGGGAUGGGACCUUCCAGAAGUGGGCAGCUGUGGUGGUGCCUCCUGGGAAGGAGCAGCAUUACACAUGCCAUGUGCAGCAUGAGGGUCUGCCUGAGCCCCUCACCCUAAGAUGGAGCAGACCUCCCCAGUCUUUCAUCCCCAUCAUAGUAGUGGCGGUUGGCCUGGUUCUCCUGGGAGCUUCCGUGGCUGCUGUUGUAAUGUGGAGGAAGACCUCAGUAUAAGACCAUACCAUAUGUUGUACAUAACCACACAGAAUCUGUUUGGAUCAAUUAUCCUUUGUAGGAUGAGUGCAAGAACUCCUGACUUCUGUAACUGGCUGUAAUUUGGCUGUGUCUAAUUGUCUGUCAGUACCACGUGAGAAAAAGAGCUCAUCCCAGCCCUGAAAACCAAACUGCAUCCCAAAACUGACCUGCCACCUACUCCUGUUCCAGCAAAUGCGGGUCUGGAAAGCCUCCGUCUCCUAGGAGCUUUAAGCAGUCCCCGGGUUGCAGCCUCUUACUUCCCUAUGGGAAAGAAGGGUGUUGCCAAGCACGGUGGUACUCACCUUUAAUCUCAGCACUCGGGAAGCAGAGGUGGGCAGAUAUUUGUGAAUCUGAGAAUAGCCUGAUCUAUAUAGCAAGUUCUGGACCCACAAAAGCUACAUAGUGAGACCUUGUUUAAAAAUAAAAAAUUAAAAACUGCUGUAGGAACUUGUACAACCA